CCCCCUUGCGACGUCAAUCCACCCAAGAGCGCACACACGUUCCAAGCAUGAAGCGACAGCUGGCUAGAUAGCCGUCUUGCGGAACAUGUCGACACCAGAGCCCGGAGCUGCUGGCGCUCAUCAUCGAGAUGAGGCUCAAUGCUUCGAGGGGCUUGGGUAGCAGCGUUGGUGGCGCGAGCAACGGCGACAGCCACAAGAGAGAUCAUGCCGCAAGCGGCAGCGCCAGCCCUGCGUUUGAUACGAUGGACCUCUGCCACAAAAAGAUCGAAAAGCUUCCGUACGAAAUGGUCGACGUCAUCAAGGACGAUGUUGUACGACUCGCACUGGGGUACAACCUCAUCUCGACCCUGCCGAGCUCCUUUCUUGAGCUUACCAAGCUUCGCUACCUCAACGUGCGGGCCAAUCUGAUGACAACUUUUCCUCAGGUCCUGACGCAGCUCCCCUCGCUCGAGAUUCUCGACAUCAGCCGUAACAAGAUUCGCAAACUGCCCUCAGAGCCUGGCCGGUUGCUCGAGCUGAGGGUGUUGAGCCUCAGCAACAAUCGCAUCAGGAGACUGCCGGCUUGGGUGGCCAAGAUGAAGUACCUUCGCGUGCUCAAAGUCGAUGCGAACCCCAUUUCGUGGCCCCCACCCAAUAUCAUCGUUGCACCCAGUGUGGAUAGCAGGGCGUCCGACGCUGCCAGUGGCACCUCUGGCUCGUCUUCUCUCUCGGCCAAGAAGCAGGAAGAUCGCCUCAUGGCUGCUUGGCUUGUCAAGCUCAAGACAUGGAUCGACGAAAAUCGACACGAGGCAGAGAGCGGUGCUGACACAUCCAAGGCAGAAGAAAGGCCGGAGGGUCCUUCCAGAAGGCAAGAUGAAGAAGGAGAUUCGCGAGCACCGGAAAGGAGCGCGGGGGAGGAGAAGAGCCAAGAAGAGACAAGGAGAGGGGAUCCGGAGGUGGAGGGAACGAAGCAGGAAGAAAGCCGAAGGAGUCCAGAGGAAGUGAGAGAGGAUGCUUCAAAGGAUAUAGCAACCAGUGAAGCUGCGAGCGCAGAUGCGAGCCCUGUUGAACGAGCGUCACCUGUCUCAGAGAGGGAGAAUGCAGAACGGCGAAUAGACAAACAACCGCGUCGCAAUCAACAUCAACAGCAGUCGUCAGCUUCCACAGAGAGGAGGGCAGCCUCGCCUCCUCCGCCACAAGCCAAUGGCAAAGAACAGAUUCCUGUUCCCAGGGUGCCUUCGAUGUAUUCGCCCUCGAUAGAUGUCAAGGGUCUGAAGCAACUGGAUCUCAGUGACCCUCGGCGUUUAGGACAACACGGGAGGAACAAUUCUCACAGUGUGGGGCAACCUGCCACCUUUGAGGCAACUCCAGCCUCGCUUUCGUCUUCGAGUACGAGGAAGAGCCGCACGCUCUCUAGCAAGAAGUCGCUUCCAGACCUCCGCCAGAAUCACGGUAUCAUUCUGAGUGAGAGGCAGGCUAGCUUCGACUCGCGGCGACUGCCGAGCGACGACGAGCCUGACAAGGACUCCAAUUCCGACGAAGGCAUCAUCUAUGACAAACAAGUGUCGCAGCAAGCUCAACGAGCGAAGAGACCGCCGAUCACGCAGAGCACCAGCCACGAAGGAGCACUACACAGGCGCGAACCUUCUUCCAUAGCUUCGCCUGCCAGUGGACGCAAAUUUAGCCUACCCACCUCCACCCUGCCUUACAACGCAGACAGGAACGGUGUUGAUCACGUCGCUGCUCUUCGAAGAGCAGCCGUCACUGCUGCCGUGGCAUCUGGCGGAGCUAGCAUGGCACCCAUGUCCUCUGCCUCGGGUACCUCUGAUGCAGCACCAACCUCUGCAUCGUCUUCCUCGGGAGGAACGGUCGAGGUUGAGAGAAACAGCUAUUUCCGAAGGCUCUCAACGCUGCCGCCUUCUACCAUUUCCAAGUCCAUCUCUCCACCGGUGCUUCGCUUCGUCGAUGCGACCAGAGGAGUGCUCUAUGCGCUCUCGCAGAUCCAUACCGCACUCCGACAAUACGUCGUCUUUGCUACAGACGAGCGCAUGACUGGCCAGCUUAGUCGAGCGCUCGAGAUCGCCAGUGCGACAAUGGGCAAUCUCAUCAACUCGCUCGAUCGCUUCGAUUCCGUCUCGCGAACGAGAGGAGGCGCAGAGCCCGACGUGGUACGCGGUGUGGUGUUGGCCUGCGGUGAGAGUGUGGCCACGUUCCGCAAGGUCGUCUCCGUGCUGCAGAUUCAACUCAAGACGCUGCACAGCGGCGCCGACGUUCGGUACACUCGCACACUCCUUUUGCUUCUUUACGGCAGCAUGGCUGAGGUGGCGCACUGCUGGAACAUCAUGGCGCCCCUGAUAGAUGAGGUCGCACCGUUCCUCAACAAGACCAAUGAUGCACGACCUGGGCAAUUGCAGACACCUCACCCAACGUUGCCGAGCAUAGCCGAAGCUUCCUCCCCUUCUUCUCCAAAGACUGCUCGCUCGACUGUCGAUGAUGCACUCCAGCAGCAGCAGCAGCAGCAGCAGCAGCAGCAGCAGCAGCGACAACAGCCAGCCUCUGCGUCAGCGUCCCGACCCUAUCGACGACGGCACGCUGGCUCCUUUAGCGCGCACGACGUCGCACAAGGCGCUACGAUGGGAGUGACGAAUGAGGCGGUACCGAUGCUCCCUUCUAACGUCGCUUCUCCAGUGGCUGCGGCUGCGACAUCUAACGCACCCUCAUCCGAGACGGAAGUCCUGUCGUCGUCGCGAAAGAGCCGUCCGUCCGCUUUGGGCCGACUGCCUCCGCAGAAGGCCGUAGGGCAGUGGCACAUUGAGGAAGGGAGCGAGGCAGGAGGGUCCAGACCUUCGACGCCAGUCAAAGCGCAAGUGGGCGACUCUGGCGGACCAACAACACCUGCUUCGACAAUACCUCAUCAGCAAGGAGCAGUUGGCUACCCCUGGAGCACACCAUCGUCUUCCACCUCUUCGGUCGCGGCCGCAGGGAUGUCUGCCCCCGCUGCAUCGAUGCGCUUCGGAGGCCUUUCGAGGAGCCAACACGGAGGCUCACCAGAGAGUGGCGGCGGCGGUGCAAUGAGCAGCCGGAGAACCGUCUCCAAUACGUCCUCUUCUCUCGAGCGCCAUCCGGCAACUACGCCAUUCACGCCCUAUGCUUACUCCGACUCGGCCCGUCCCAUUGUCGACGAGCAUCUCCUGCUUUUGACUGUCCGGUUCACCUCGAUCACACUCAGCGUGUGCUCCUCGCUGUCGGACCACCUCAACAGCGUGGGUGUCGGUCUUGGCUCUCCAGCACGGGAUCGCACGGGAUCGAGCACCAGCGAACAUUCGUCAUCAACAGCGGUAGCGAAAGCUCCCAAGUCACCGGAGGGAACGCCGACGUUGGCCUCUGCUGCGACACUUGCCUCUCCACCCACUGGAACACCUGCCAGAAAUCGAAGCGUGACGCCCACAGCGGGACUUCGGUCACCCACGACUUCCUCUGCCGCCUCCUCUUCCUACGGCGAAAGCGGAGGCGUGCUCUCUCGCAGCGGCUCAUCAUCGAAUCAGAAGAAGCUUAGGCAGCUCCGAGAGCUGUGCAACACGACGGCCGAACUUACAAGGCGCCUUCAGAUGUCGCUCAACAAGGUGCAAGAGCAUAUUCUUCAUCCUCCAGACCUCGAGAACGACUCCGUUCCAUCGACAGUCUUUGCUUCGCCCGGAUACGCGCGUGCGACGGCGUCUCUCUCUUCGUCGCCCGCCUCUUCGCGAUCUGCUCCCGCUGCGGCUGGUGCACCAGGCUGGACGACCUACCCGCUCCUUCCCGCCCAAGAUUCCGAGCGGCUGCACAAGGACUGCUCUCUGCUCCUCCGUAGCGUCUUGCAGCUCAGCGCAAUGGUCAAGAGCUCAAGCGUGCAGUUGGCGAACAUCAGCCAGGGUGGCACCUUUCCAAAGGCCCUCUCGAGGGGCCUUGUUGGGCUCAUGCAGAAUUCGAGAGACGUCACCCUGCAUUUGGGCUUCUUGAAAGGGGGAGCUGCGCCGUCGACGACGGCGACACCAGCGGCGGGAUCAGCGCAAGCCAGGGCGAAAGCGACUACAGCCGGACAACCACCAGAAUCACACUAGCACUCACUCCAUACAGCACGACCCGUUCAUUUCACCACAGUCCAUGCGCAUCCAUCUCAGAAUUCUGUUUCCAAACCUGCAAAUUCUCCUACUCAGCAUCAAAAUUUGUCAAUAUAGCAGUCAGAA
Acaromyces ingoldii is the source of this 4205-nucleotide messenger RNA. RefSeq lists its product as hypothetical. Bases 129 to 4079 code for a protein of 1316 amino acids. The record is from RefSeq and is a predicted model, not a curated record. The transcript is spliced from 3 exons. Lineage: Eukaryota; Fungi; Basidiomycota; Exobasidiomycetes; Exobasidiales; Cryptobasidiaceae. Gene Ontology annotation, molecular function: protein binding.